Messenger RNA from Phalacrocorax carbo (great cormorant), 4483 nucleotides. NCBI's taxonomy places the organism in Eukaryota, Metazoa, Chordata, Aves, Suliformes, Phalacrocoracidae. The record is from RefSeq and is a predicted model, not a curated record.
ACAGCUUCCGGCGGGAGGGCGGGGCGGGACCGGCGGAGCCGCCUCCCCGGUGCGCGGCAGGAUGCGCCUGGCGUAGGCACCGCUGCACCGAUAGCCGCCGCGCCGGGCCGGACCGAACCCCGCUGGGCCGCGCUCCGCUCCCUCUUCUUCACUCCCGUCCCGGCCCUUCCGCCGGCCAACGCCGCGCCCUCCCGCCCCGCGAGGGCCUGCCCUCCGUCGGUCCUUCUCAUCGCCCCGGGGCUCCCCGUCCCCGCCGGCCGGGGGAGGCCCGGGGGCUGGGAGGCGGCGGCUCUCCUGGCGUGGGGCCGCCAGCGGUGCUCGGGGGCUCUGCGGCCGGCGGGGGCUCGCCGGUGCAUGGGCGGGGAGGCCCCGCCGCCGGCAGCCGCCGGCCGUGAGAUGAGCGGAGCGCGGGGCCCUGCCUAGAGCUGCUCCCGGGAGCCGCCGGCAGCCAUGGCAUCUGAAGAGGCCUCGCUACGGGCUUUGGAGAGUCUAAUGACAGAGUUCUUCCACAAUUGCACAACAAAUGAGCGGAAACGUGAGAUAGAGGAGCUUUUAAAUAACUUUGCCCAGCAGAUAGGAGCCUGGAGAUUCUGCCUCUAUUUCCUGUCAAGUACAAGAAAUGACUAUGUAAUGAUGUACAGUUUGACUGUGUUUGAGAAUCUAAUCAAUAAGAUGUGGCUUGGGGUCCCAUCUCAAGACAAAAUGGAGAUCCGCAGCUGCCUGCCCAAGCUCCUUCUAGCUCACCAUAAAACUCUGCCUUACUUCAUCAGGAACAAACUCUGCAAAGUAAUUGUGGAUAUUGGCCGGCAAGACUGGCCAAUGUUCUACCAUGAUUUUUUCACUAACAUCUUGCAGUUAAUUCAGUCUCCUGUGACCACUCCUCUGGGACUGAUCAUGUUGAAAACUACUUCGGAAGAACUGGCAUGUCCGCGGGAAGAUCUUAGCGUAGCCCGGAAAGAAGAGCUACGCAAGCUGCUCCUAGACCAGGUGCAAACAGUGCUUGGGCUCCUCACAGGUAUUUUGGAGAGCAUCUGGGACAAACACAGUGUUACUGCUGCCACUCCACCACCAUCCCCAACUUCAGGAGAAAGUGGUGACCUGUUAAGCAGCCUGUUGCAGAGUCCCAGUGCAGCCAAAUUAUUGAACCAGCCAAUCCCCAUCCUUGAUACGGAAAGUGAAUAUAUAUGUUCCCUGGCACUGGAGUGCCUGGCACACCUCUUCAGCUGGAUCCCUUUGUCUACCAGUAUAACCCCAUCACUCCUCACCACCAUUUUCCACUUUGCUCGCUUUGGCUGUGACACCCGUGUUCGGAAGAUGUCUUCUGUCAAUGGCAGCAGCCAGAACUCGGUGUUGGGACAGGAGCGUGGCCGACUUGGCGUCUUGGCUAUGUCUUGCAUCAAUGAACUGAUGUCUAAGAACUGCGUGCCUAUGGAGUUCGAAGAGUAUUUGCUACGGAUGUUCCAGCAAACUUUCUACCUCCUGCAGAAGAUUACCAAGGAGAACAAUGCCCAUACAGUGAAGAGCCGGCUAGAGGAACUAGAUGAAAGAGUACUGUGCUGGAGGAGACAGGCAGAAAGCUACAUUGAGAAGUUUACGGACUUUCUCCGCCUCUUUGUGAGUGUCCACCUACGAAGAAUUGAAUCCUACUCCCAGUUCCCCGUGGUUGAAUUUCUGGCACUGUUGUUCAAAUACACUUUUCAUCAGCCUACCCAUGAAGGUUACUUUUCUUGCUUAGACAUCUGGACUCUCUUCUUGGACUAUCUGACUAGCAAAAUUAAAAGUCGUCUGGCAGACAAAGAAGCAGUACUCAACAGGUACGAGGAUGCCUUAGUUCUGUUGCUGACAGAGGUGUUGAAUCGAAUCCAGUUCAGGUAUAACCAGGCGCAGCUGGAGGAGCUGGAUGACGAGACACUGGACGAUGAUCAGCAGACUGAGUGGCAGCGGUACUUGCGCCAGAGCUUGGAAGUGGUUGCAAAAGUCAUGGAGCUCUUGCCAACUCAUGCGUUCUCCACACUAUUCCCAGUUCUGCAGGAUAACUUGGAAGUAUAUCUGGGACUCCAGCAGUUUGUGGUCACUUCAGGGACAGGUCACAGGCUGAACAUCACUGCAGAGAAUGAUUGUCGCCGUUUGCACUGCUCCUUGAGGGACCUGAGCUCCUUGCUGCAGGCUGUUGGUCGUUUAGCAGAAUACUUCAUUGGUGACGUGUUUGCUGCCAGGUUCAAUGAUGCUCUUACAGUGGUGGAGAGGUUGGUAAAAGUAACGCUAUAUGGAUCACAGAUUAAACUGUACAACAUCGAAACUGCAGUACCAUCUGUAUUGAAACCUGACCUUAUUGAUGUCCACGCUCAGUCCCUGGCAGCGCUGCAAGCCUACGCGCACUGGCUCGCACAGUUCUACAGCGAAGUUCACCGGCAGAACCCGGACCAGUUCAUCUCUCUUGUCUCCACAGCUCUGGAGGCUAUCACACCACUCAUCAGCUCUAAGGUGCAGGAGAAGCUGCUGCUGUCUGCAUGCCACCUGCUAGUCUCUCUAGCCACGACAGUGCGACCAGUGUUCUUGAUCAGCAUCCCAGCAGUACAGAAGGUAUUCAACAGGAUCACGGACACUUCUGCUCAGCGGCUUCCUGAUAAGGCCCAGGUGUUGGUGUGCAGAGCACUGUCAAAUGUAUUGUUGCUCCCCUGGCCAAAUCUUCCAGAGAGUGAACAGCAGUGGGCAGUUCGCUCCACCAACCAUGCCAGCCUAGUCUCUGCCCUCACGAGAGAAUACCGUCAAUUAAAAUCCAGUGCCAUCUUGCCACAAAGGAAAGUGCAGCUGGAGGACACCAAGGUGAUCAUCCAUCAGACACUCAGCGUUUUAGAAGAUAUUGUAGAAAGUAUCUCUGGAGAAUCCACCAAGUCUCGACAGAUCUGUUAUCAGUCACUGCAAGAAUCCGUGCAGGUCUCACUAGCCCUCUUCCCAGCUUUCAUUCAUCAGUCAGAUGUGACAGAUGAGAUGCUGAGCUUCUUCCUCACUCUGUUUCAAGGACUGAGGGUGCAGAUGGGAGUGCCUUUCACAGAGCAGAUCAUACAGACCUUCCUAAACAUGUUCACCAGGGAGCAGUUGGCAGAGAGCAUCCUCCAUGAGGGCAGCACUGGCUGUCGGGUGGUGGAGAAGUUCCUGAAAAUACUGCAAGUGGUGGUACAAGAGCCAGGCCAAGUAUUCAAGCCUUUUCUGCCCAGCGUCAUCUCUCUGUGCAUGGAGCAGGUCUACCCAAUCAUUGCAGAGCGCUCAUCUCCUGAUGUGAAAGCAGAGUUAUUCGAGCUGCUAUUCCGGAUCCUCCACCAUAAUUGGCGGUACUUCUUCAAAUCUAGUGUGUUGGCUAGUGUUCAAAGAGGAGUAGCAGAAGAGCAGAUGGAGAACGAAGCACAGUUCAGUGCCAUUAUGCAGGCAUUUGGCCAGUCCUUCCUGCAACCUGACAUUCACCUGUUCAAGCAGAAUCUCUUCUACUUGGAGACGCUGAACACCAAGCAGAAGCUGUACCACAAGAAGAUCUUCCGGACAACCAUGCUGUUCCAGUUCGUGAACGUGCUACUUCAGGUGCUUGUCCACAAGUCGCAUGACCUGUUGCAGGAGGAGAUUGGCAUUGCCACCUACAAUAUGGCCUCAGUGGACUUUGAUGGCUUCUACUCAGCCUUUCUCCCUGAGUUCCUGGCUAAUUGUGAUGGUGUGGACUCCAACCAGAAAAACGUGCUGGGAAGGAAUUUCAAAAUGGACAGGGAUCUGCCAUCAUUUACCCAGAAUGUGCACAGACUGGUGAAUGACCUGCGUUACUACAGACUCUGCAAUGACAGUUUGCCCCCUGGAACUGUGAAACUAUAGUUACUGCACUGGACUCGUGUUUUGAUCACUGUAGAGAACGGAUCCAUGUUUCAUUUUGCCACCACCUUCUCUCCUCCCUGGUUUUGUCAGUACUGCAGGACGCAGUGUCUUGCACAUGGGCACAUCUUCUUGGAUUCAUGCACCACGCUUCCUUUUUUCCCCUCUCCCAACCCAAAGGCCCCCAGCUGGAGUCAGCACUGUCUGCAGGAUGUGUCUUAACACCCAACCGCAGGGCAUAUCAACUGUACAGAACAUCCUCUCAAUGGGGUGUUGUUCUACUAACGUAGCACUUUGUUGCAUCCUGAGGUUUCUGUGGAGUUGUCUUGAGAGAUCGUGUACGUAUCAAACGUGAGGCAGAAGCGCCAAAGACUACUUCGGACAUUCAUACCUUCGUGUCAUUCCACCUUCCUGCCCCUGCCCAGCUCUCAGAGGAGGAGUCUCGUGAUGUUGGGACUGUUUUGGCACUUCUGUCACUCCCUUUGUUUUUAAAUUGCCUUGAAAACCUCCCUGCUGUUUGUGGGGAAUAGAGACUUCUUGAGUUUUUUUAAACGUUUUCUCAUCAUUCCAUUGUGAUACUAAAACAACAUGCUUAAUGGAAAUAAAGUGCUUACUUUUGUUGUUUUAA